GUCAAUUCCCUAAAGAACGUGUGCAGGGUACACAUAUUGAUUGAAUCCCAAAUGUGAGGUUGAUUACUUGAUGAUUACUGUUGUAGACUACUCAUGAUUUAUUAUUGAUAAUGCACUCCCUUAUUUUUAGGUUGGUCUGCGGAGACAUGGAUAUCUUCAUGGAUGAGGAUUUCAGUGCGUCAGGUAACACCAGCCAUGAAACAGGACAAGAAAAACUAGAAGGCGGCAGAAGCCAAGGACUCAACCACAGUGACCCCCUGGACAUGUUCAUAGGCAUGGAGCUCCUCCUUCGUUUCAAACCUCUCUUCCUACCUCUCUACUGCCUAGUAGUGGUCGUGGCUGGUGUUGGGAACUCUUUCCUGUUGGCUUGCAUCUUGGCUGACAAGAAACUCCACAAUGCCACCAACUUUUUCAUCGGUAACUUAGCAGCAGGAGACCUGCUGAUGUGUUUGAGCUGCGUUCCACUGACUGUGUCUUAUGCCUUUGACAGCCAUGGCUGGGCUUUUGGGAGGCCCCUAUGCCACCUGGUCCCUUUGCUGCAGUGUGCCACAGUGUUUGCUUCAGUGCUUUCACUCACUGCUAUUGCUGUGGACCGCUAUGUUGUCGUAGCUCACCCAAUACGGAGGAGGAUCUCUGUGUGGGGCUGUGGUGCAGUGACUCUGGGUGUCUGGCUUUUAUCCUUGGCCCUGGCUGCGCCCCCGUCUCUCUACACACGUUACCUGGACCUGCGACCGACUGGUGUCGACUUGGUAGUGUGUGAGGAAUUCUGGCCAAAUAGCGGCAAUCUGCGGCUCAUCUAUUCCUGCUUCAGUCUUAUAACAUCCUAUAUGGUCCCACUGCUGUCAGUCAGUGUGUCCUACUGUGCUAUCACUGUCAGCCUGAAACGCUAUUCAAUCCCUGGGGAGCCAUCGAACAGCCAGCAGCGCUGGGGCCAAAGGAGGAAGAAGACCUUCUCUCUGCUGGUGGCCUCAGUGCUGGCCUUCGCUCUGUGUUGGCUGCCUCUUCAGGUGCUGAACCUGUUGGUGGACCUGGACCCAGACUUCCACAUCAUAGGGAAGCGCUACAUAAACGUCAUACAAGUCUGCUGCCAUUUAGUAGCUAUGAGCUCUGCGUGUUACAACCCCUUCAUCUAUGCCUCAUUGCACAGCAAGGUGCGCAUGCACCUGAAGGGCUACCUCUGUCCUUGUCGCAGUCGUCAGAGGGCCAUGGUGGAGAGAGCAACAUCCAGGAGCUGAUUUCCAACUAUGCCUGCAACAAUACAGCUGUUUUAUUAGCUCUUGACAUCAGACCACCAUCUUUAUUUACAUGCUAACACCUGAACUCCUAACACCGUUGUUAAUGAAAAUAUCACAGCCCCAGAACAUACAUCUAUACCAGUUUCUCCACAAUUUUCCAGCAUUUUGUGACUUAAAGACAUUUGGUCCUCACUUGUACAGUGUCACCAGAGGCAGUGCUAAAUAUGGUAACUUAUGACAAACAGGCAAAGGUGCAGAUCCAGUCUGCAGUUUAAUAUUGUGAUGAGGAAGAUUAAGCCAUCUAUUCAGAUCCCAGUGUUUUUCUUGGACGGCCGAGCUGCUGGCAGUGACACUAAGCAGAUCCUGCAGCUUUAAAAAGACCAGCAGGGGCAUAAACAGACCCUUAGGCAGAGGGGCUUUGUAGCAGACUCAUGCUUGAGGCUGAGACAAGGGGUGGUUACACUUGUUACAGGGUCUGGUUAUACUUGAACAGUAAGCGCUUGACUUCAGGGGAGCUGACCGAGCAAUGAACUCUUCUCAGCAGCCUUGGAUUACAGACCAAGAAGAGGACAUGUGCAAAAUACUCAAUGUGAUUGUUUCAUUUUUCUGCUGGUACUGAAUAUCUGUGCUUCAAAAUCUUAUUCUUAAUAUCAAUUAUGUCUCUCUUGAAUUACAUCUCCCACAUUAUUUUAGAUUUGUUGUGUUGGAAUACACAUUGCCUGCUAUUUUUAGUGUCAUCAUGUUGUGUCUCUAUGAUUUGGCUACGCAGUUCAACUUUGUAGAUAAAUAACUUUGUGUUUGUGCGUACAGAUGUAGGGGUUCACAGUUUGUGUGGAUGUGGGUUGAAAAGAUCAAUAUAUACAGCAGCGGGAGAUGAAAUCUGAAGCUUAUGCGACACCUUCACACCCCUAUUCGUAAAAUUUAAUCAGUGCCACAUUCACAACAGUGUUACCUGAUGAACAAAGUCUCAUUGCCUUGGCUCUGUCUGGAAAACAAGAUUGGCACAAUGAUCAACUUAAUAUUCAGAGCAUGAACGGUAAAGUCACCCAUAAGCAUCACUGAGCUGAUGCCACUCCUGUUGCGUUUCCAUCAAGUAUGAUUAAUGCUUUCUUUGUUUGUCAAAGCUGGGGUAUCAAGUCAAUUUUUUGACUCCUGUUAAAAGAGCUGGCUAAUGUGAUCUAAAUUACAUUUAAGCGGCAUUAAUUCUGUUCACUUACAGAGUCAGAGAGCUACAGUUGUCAUUAUUAUUGCUGCCGAUAAUAAAAAAGGAUAUGUUUUUUCUGCUAUUAACUGGAAGGGUUGUAACAAUGCAUUACGCACAAUAGAAGUAUCAUAGUACAGGGCAGAUUGUCCAUUAGCAAACCAAAUGAGUCCAUUCAAAAAUGCCAUUUGUUCAGUCAGUCUACUGGCAGCGGCUAAAAUAUCAAGUGUAGCUUUGGUGAAAGCUAAUAAGCCCCACCUUCCCAGCUAAUGCUACCAAUGCCAACAGUCACUGUUUAACAAUGAGAUUACUUUGCUCUCU
Lates calcarifer (barramundi perch) is the source of this 2757-nucleotide messenger RNA. Its product is annotated as 7 transmembrane receptor domain-containing protein. Gene Ontology annotation, molecular function: neuropeptide binding; neuropeptide Y receptor activity. Gene Ontology annotation, biological process: G protein-coupled receptor signaling pathway. The coding region runs from base 111 to 1235 and encodes 374 amino acids. NCBI's taxonomy places the organism in Eukaryota, Metazoa, Chordata, Actinopteri, Centropomidae. The transcript has 3 exons. Gene Ontology annotation, cellular component: neuron projection; plasma membrane. The record is from RefSeq and is a predicted model, not a curated record.